Molecule: messenger RNA, 1551 nt
Organism: Scedosporium apiospermum
Lineage: Eukaryota; Fungi; Ascomycota; Sordariomycetes; Microascales; Microascaceae
Exons: 2
Coding region: 1-1551 (516 amino acids)
Source: RefSeq, a predicted model, not a curated record
AUGCCCGCCAAUGCUGUCGCACCCGCGACCCAACCCCGGGGCUUACAACCCGACUACACCCUGCCACUCAUAAAAGACUGGACACACACCCUCCGCAACCUCCGAAGCUCGCGGCGCCGAUGCGUCGAACGCGUCACCGCCAUAACAGACACCUGCCACACCUCCUGCAACAAAGCGCACGUAAUACAAUGCCGAGAACACUACGGAUCCGUCAUCGAAGCGAUUCGCGAGCGGUAUUUCAGCAAAGACGCCAGCGACGAGUGGUUCUCCGGCCGCGACGACUUGCUGAAGGAAUUAGCCCAUCUCCUAGACGAAGCUAAGGAGCUGCGGGCGCGGUUAUCAGACGUCGAGGCGAGGGUGCAGAAGGAAAAAGCGGCGUGGUAUCGCGAGGUGUUAGCGCGGUACCCUUACUUUCUCGACGUCGCGGAGAAUUUUGGGGCCGAGUUCGGUCGCCUUCUGGCGGACGAUGCGCAGUCCACUGAAGACCUCGCGCGCGCGGUGCGCAAAGGUAUCGGGAGGGUUAGAGGCCGACCGAUUAACCUGGAAGAUUACCUUGCGGCUGUCACCCGCGCCGAGGACACGGGGGACGUGAAGAAGAUGAAGGAGGAAGUCAUCCAAUUCCUCUUCGAAGUCAACGGAUCCGGCAAGAUCCUUGAAGGGUCAGAAAAAUACGCAGAAAUGUACCGAGAAACCCCAGACCUCUCCAUCGAGCAGGUCAUGAACGCCGUAGAUGCCGAUCGACGCAGCGCACUCGACAAGCAGCAGCCAGCCGCCACCCCUGUCCUCGCGCCCGCCGAGAACCAACCUUCCUCGGAGCACGCGAAGCGCGUCGAGCAGGUGAAGCGCGCGCUCAAGGAACGGAGCCAAAGGCGCAUCGUGGUGGAGGAAAAGAGGCGGCUCAUGGACGAGCUGCAGAGGGCGAAGAUGGCUCAUAAGAAGAUCCAGAACGCCAAGUCUGAGAAGAAGCAUCGGCAGCUGCCCAAGGAGUUUUAUGAUAUGCCACCGUGCGAGGCGUGUAAGAAGGCUGUGGACCCGAAGGAUUUGAUUGCUUGUUCGUUGUGCCAGGUGCUUGUGCACAUGGGGCUUCAGACUACGCAGGUCGCCUACUGCUCUAUGGAAUGCUUCGAGAAGGCCCAUGAGCGCCAUCUUGAGACCAGCCACACCUGCGAAGCAGGAAAGUACUGCCUCCAAGUCCGCAACACAUCCUCGACGAACCCUGCCCCUAAAGAACCCGACGACGCUACGCCACAAGUCUCCCUCUGCAAAGAAUGCGUCAACCAACUCGGCAAAGCCAUCAUCUACUGCUCGCUCCCCUGCGCCUCCUCCAACCUCAAAAUGCACCUCGAAGAGGCCCACCGCUCCAUGUGGGAAGAGGUCAAGUCCCAGAAGCCACCGCCCGGAAAAGAGGAGAGCGCGAACGGCGGCACUCCUGAGGAUCUGCCAAAUGUUGGCAAGUUUGUCGAGAGCCUUGAGGAUAUCUUCCAGGCGAAGAUUGGGAGCAAGUUGGUGGGUAAGGAGGUGGGAAUGGAGUAUCUCCGUCGGAAAGGGUGA